CCGUCUUGGACAUUGAUUUGCCAGACUACUUGCUAUGCCAGAUUUAGAGACACUUGUCGUUGACAGUGCCGGAACCCAGUUCGCCUACCUCGAUUCUGGAGCACCGGAAGACUCCAGCGACUACGUCACUAUCUUCGCAAUCCAUGGCAUUAUCUUCAGCGCUCCUAUUUUCCAAAAGGUUCUCGACCUAGCACCCAAGUCAGGCCUAAGGAUCGUAGCCAUAAACCGACGAGACUAUCCCGGUUCCUCUCCUUUGUCAACCGAACAGCUCAACUGCGCGACGGGCUCAGACGAAGAGAAAGCAGGCUACCUUCGUGACCGGGGACUAGAGUACCUGUACUUCUUGGACCGGUUUAUUCAGCUGAAGGGUUUACCUCUUAUUUCCGAGGAUGGGAAGCAGGGUGGCGUAGCCCUUCUGGGGUGGUCCCUCGGAACAUCCUUCUCAACCGCUGCAAUCGCCAGUGCGCCUUCCUUGGAAGACGAAGUAAAGGACAGGCUGGCCAAGUAUGUCCGGGCGUCGAUUCUUCAAGACCCGCCUUCCGUUGCCCUGGGCCUGCCAAUCCCACCUGGCUCUUGGGGCCCUUCGUUGGACGCAUCCAUCCCGCCUAAAGAUAUCAUUCCAUUCACCAUGCAAUGGCUUACCGGAUACUUCGACCACGGCGAUGUCUCUCCACGGGAUCCCUCCGCUCUCUCGCACGUGGUUCCCUCCACCCAAUUCGUACCAACCAUCUACUCUAUGCAUUCUCAGAUCUCUGGCAUCGCAUUCCCGGCACCCGUGGCUGGCUCAGACGGCCUUCUCAUGGCCAACCUCGGCUCUCAGCUCCAUGCCAACUACGCUAAAGCAUGCUUCAGCUCCCAAAUUCGCCAGUUGUUCCCCCACAUGAAGGUAUAUCUUAUUACAGGCGACAUGACUGGCGCUUUCGGCGUUGUCGCGUGCUGGCAAAUUCAAGAUGACGAUGCCGAGCGUGGAGGCGGGAAGGUUGAGUUUGAGCUUGUUUUAUCCGAUUUGAAUAGGUACAGUGGGAUCAUCCUGAAAGGACGAUUGAAGCGUAUCUUCAAGCUGUAG
Coprinopsis cinerea okayama7#130 is the source of this 1066-nucleotide messenger RNA. RefSeq lists its product as hypothetical. The transcript is spliced from 4 exons. NCBI's taxonomy places the organism in Eukaryota, Fungi, Basidiomycota, Agaricomycetes, Agaricales, Psathyrellaceae. The coding region runs from base 35 to 1066 and encodes 343 amino acids. The record is from RefSeq and is a predicted model, not a curated record.